Porites evermanni is the source of this 22219-nucleotide messenger RNA. The record is from the annotation of a GenBank genome assembly. Lineage: Eukaryota; Metazoa; Cnidaria; Anthozoa; Scleractinia; Poritidae.
GUUUUGUUAAUUCCAAUAUGGCUGCCGAAUCGCUGAAUGAAGAAAUAGAGUAUGUAAAAUUAUAUAGGAUUAGGCCCAUUUUGCUUCAUUUUUAUUUAGCACCGUUUAUACCAAUCUACUUAACAUGGCUCUACUUUUGGACGGUCGUAUAUGGCGUGACAGAUUAUUUUGAAGCUGGUCUUAUCGCCUUAGCCGCUGUGGGUCUUCUUCAAAUUCUUUCUUGCUUGUUCUGUCAUUGGUCUGUCCACGUGCGAUGUUUCUUCACAUGUUCAGGGGUAAGGAACAAAAACAAAAAGCUUAGUUCUCCUCUAAUUUAGGAUAGGAUAUGACCUGUCAAUAACUUUAUAGAAACCAAAAAUAAAAACGACUCAACAUGAUAUAAUAUAAUUUUUAAUACAGAUAACCCUAAGAUUUCUAAAAUGCAGUGAAUUCAGGAUUUAGGGCUGCAAAUAUCUUACGAGGAUGAAUGAUAAAAUCAGUGCAAAAUGCCAGUGUUAUUAAUAUAAACUUAAGACAGACCAUUGUAAAUUUUUAUAAAGGUCUGUCUUUAUACCCCACCGAUACUCUUAUUACAUUGCCUUUACUUGUAUAAAUGAACUUAACUUGAACUUAAAUUAUUUUACCAAUGUUUAACCAAUUUUAUUUAAAUAAGGAUUAUUAUUUUGAGAUAAAUGGUAAUGAGUUUGAUUUUUUUUCAACAAUGCACAUCUUGUUGAUGUUUCGCAUGGGCCUUGAAAAGUCCUUGAAUUUUUUCACAGAAGUCCAUGAAUAUUUUUGAGAGCUCCUUGAAUCAAAAUAACCUUGUUAAAAAAGUGUUUUGCAAAAAGGAAAGAUUGAAAGCACAACAACAUGCAAAUUUUCUUGGUGAUCAGGAAAGUGUGUUUUCUUAUGAUUUCAUUGUCCCUGGCAUAGUUCAUUUUCUUUUUUUUGAAAUACCCUAGGAACUGUGCCUUCCUAGUGGAAGGUAUUGCAAAUUAGCAAAUCCCCCUCCACCUAUGAAUUUGAAAGAUCUUUAUUUUAUGUCAUUCCAUGUCAAAUUACAAGGAAAAGAAGUCCUUGGAAGAAUUAUCUUAGUUCUUGAAAAAUCCCUGAUUUCCCCCCAAAAAUUCUUUAUGAACCAUGUUCUGUGAUCAUCAGUGAAUAAAGUAAUACAUAUGUUGUAGUUAAUUUUUUAUCUCAGGUAAUUUGUAUUUUUUCUUUCGUUUCAACUUCAUUAGCACACAUUACCAUACCCAAAAACAAAAGAAGAACAAAAAUUACCUGAGAUAAAAAAUUAGCUACAGCAUAUACGUUACAUAAAAUUUUGGGCUGGUUUUAAAUGAACUCAUUUAGUCCAAUCUGCCAUAGCAUGCCAGCUGCGAAGUGACUUUUUAAACUAGUGAGCACUAAAAAUAUGCUAGUACAGUGAAAGCUCUUGUGAGCAGACACCCUUGGGGCGCAGAAAGGUGUCCACAACUGUAGCUGGCCACUUACAGAAAUGUAAAGUUUGCAGAGUUUGUAUUGGAGUUUUGAAAAACAGGAAAUUGUGAAGGUAGCCAUAGGUAGAACUGUCCACUUGAGAGAGCUUCCACUGUAUUAAUUUACAUGGAGAAUAGAAUAUCUGUCACUUAAUGCCUUGAUAAGACUGAGUCGAUCAUCAUUCCUAAUUUAUUUCUUUAUGAUGUUUAGUUAUAAGACAUUUAACUGAAAUAGAUACUAUGUUUCUCUGCCAAAGGAAACAUCUCCAGAUCUUGCUACAGUAAUAAAAGUUGUUCCAACUGCAAACAAUGGAUCACCAGAGCUGCUAAAGCUUCACCAUGAGCAGGUCAGUGUAUUAGUGUUCUCUAUGAAUUAUUUGGAUGCCUCUGUAAAGGCUGGUUUUCACUAGUAACAGAGUUGGAGUCGGAGUCGUAAGCAGAGUCAUAAGUGCAAUGGAAGAAGAAGAAGAAGAAGAAGAAGAAGAAGAAGAAUCAGAAUGUUUCCAGAUUGUCGGAGUCGGAAGCAGAAGUGGAAGGAUAAACCAAUCACAGUGCACGUUCCCACGCUUUGUGAUUGGUUUAGAUCUUUUGCUUCCACUUCCGACUCCGACAAUCUGGUUUUCACUAGAUCAUAAGCUCCACACUUCUGAUUAUGACUCCGACUCUGACUCUGACUCCGACUCCAUCGCUAGUGAAAACCAGCCUUAAAUGUAUGGACACUUCUUUUGGUCCGAAAGAAACCAUAUUUCAUACCAUUCCUCCCACUAGGAUAGAGACUCCUAUGUAAUACAGACACUUGAGUCAGUCCCGUUGGUGUCCACAGUACAUGCUGUAACCCUUUUUGUCCCAAGAAUGACCAACAUCAAUUUUCUCUUAACAACAUCAAUACAUAAUUAAGAGAAACAGUUAUGAGAAUUGAUAAAUGAUCAUCAUCCUUUAACAAAUUAUCUCAAAUUUUUUCUAAGGAGGUGUGUGGAGAUCAAUCAGGAGAACUUGUGUAUUGAUAAUGAAGUUAGGGCUUAAAGGUUUAAGUAGGCCUGAAUUUACUAAUGAAAAUUUCUGGUGUUUCAUUUUCUUCUAUUCACUUGGGCAGUAAGUAUGGCAUGUAAACAAUCAGUGUAAGAAAGAGUAAUUUUACUCUAGCUGAUCUGGCGCAACCAUUACCGGUAUAAAAUAUUAACAACCAACUUAAGUACUUCUACAUUGAUAUUAUAUCUUUCAGGAUAAAGAGACAAAGAAGAAUAUUAUAUGGUUUAAUUUUCAAAAGACAAAGUAUGUUUUUGAUAGUGAAGAGAAGAAGCAGUUCUGUCAGGUAGCUUUUCCAAUCAAUGAAAGUAUAGAGCAUUACAACAGUUGUAGAGGAUAUCAGGAAGAAGCUGAUGUUGAAAGAGCAAAAAGAAAAUAUGGAGUGAAUGAGUAAGUGCUUUUCUUUAAAAACAUAUCUUAGAUGUCUUUCACUUCAUCUGCAGUGCUUCUGUGUUUUAUGACACUGAUUUAAUCUAUUAAAUUAUCAUGAAAAAAGGCAUUUUCAGAAGUGUACAUCUCUACUGUGAAAAUAAUUUGGACAGAAUUGUUAUGAUAGUUAUAUCAGUUAUUCUGAUCAGAUUUUAACAAACAGGGACUAUCAAUAAACUCCCUUUAAAAAAAUUAUUCGUGAUCUAGCUAAAUGCUUUAAGCCCAACUAAACUGCAUACAUGUAAACUUGUCAUUAAGGGCAAUUUUUGGCCAGCAUAUUUUAGCAGUUAUCAUCUUGGUCAGCAGUAUCUUCCCACCCCACACAGGACCCAAACACAACCAAUGCAAUACUUGUAAAUACGAGCAAAUCAUUUUUUAUAUGUGAUGAAUUGUAUAUCUUUUGUCAUGAUCAUUAUUAAACAUUCUAGGGUUCAGAUGGAUGUACCUGAGUUUUGGGAACUAUUCAGAGAAAGAGCUACAGCACCAUUCUUUGUGUUUCAAGUAUUUUGUGUUGGGUUAUGGUGUCUUGAUGAGUACUGGUAUUACAGUGUCUUCACCCUGUUCAUGUUGGUAGCAUUUGAAGCCACUCUGGUGCAGCAGGUAAUCUUUUCUCCAUCUCCACCAUAAGGUGUCAAUGUUGAACCUAUGAUUACUUUUUUAGUAGAAUGGGAGUCACAGCGUGCAAAGAAAGUCUUAUCCCAUAGACCGGGGCUCCUGGAUUUUGGGAUUGGGCUUGUGAAUUCUGAUCUUAACUUGCUGACAAGCAAGUGAAGUUUUUUAGGGGAAUUCAAAUGACAGCAAUACCGUAAGACAAAUUGCAUAAAUUCGUAACAGGUUCUUGUGGAUUAAAAGCUGUUUUUUAAGCUGAUCGGACAAAGUGAAAUUAUUAUAUUUAUUUUAACAGUCACUUAAUAAAGCAAGUGAUUAAUUAACAACUUUUGUAAAUUGAUCAAUAAAUAAUAAUACAAUAAUAAUUGUGAGUAUAAUGAAAGUAAGUGUUCCUUGCAGAUUAUUCUUUGGAGAAAUGGUAUAAGUUGUCCCAUAACAGACCUUUUUGUUCUAUAAUAUGACCUCCAGGAAAUUCUGCAUACAGUAAUGUGUUGGGUCAUUAGUAGUCUGAUCUGAUCUUCACUCUUAGACUUGUUCAGCACAUGAUUGGCUGGACUACUACAGGUUUAUUUCUCAUUGUUUGACAAAUGGUCUUCCCCUCUUGCUUUCAGCAAAUGAAAAAUAUGAAGGAAAUAAGAAACAUGGGAAGUAAACCAUACUUGAUACAGGUCAGUUUCUAAUAUUAAAAAUGAUAAAAAGAAUUUUUUUUACUAAGUAUUAAAAACUGUUAUAUUAGUUAGUAAAUGUUGUCGAUAUGUCAAUAAUUUUAAUUAUGUUCAAUAACUUAUCAAGAAUACAACUGAAAUUUUCCUCCUUUUUCCAGAUUAGUUACCAAAAUUUGAGACAAAAAAUGCAGUUUGAAGUCCUUUUCACCUGAAAUUCUUUGUGCAAAUAACAUAUACAUAUAAUUUUAUAAGCUAUUGAUUUGGUUUCAACCUUGUACAGUAAUAGUAAUACUAUUGUUAAUUCAUAACAUUGUGAGGCAGCCUCCGUCCUGCAGAUACAUGUAAGAAAUGCCUGUGCAAAAUAAGCAAGUAUGCCCUAAUUUUUAUAUAUUUCUGAUGCACAUACAACAGGUGUACAGACAUAGAAAAUGGAGACCAAUUUUGAGCUCUGAGCUUCUUCCUGGUGACAUUUGCUCUAUAGGUAAGAUGAAAUUAAUUUUGUUGAUGACCUUUUCUUUUGGGAAGGGGGACAGGAGAGUUUGUUGAUAUCAGUGUGUUUGUGAUGGUCUGUUAUUUAAUUAAUGUUAUUUAAUUAGCUCUGCCAUAUUUCCUAUGACCUCUUUGAAGUGGUUAGAAAGGAUGAAUGUGAAAAUGUUCAUGGCUUUCUCACAGCACAAAGGUGUGAUCUUCUGAACUGAGACAAGGUCACAGCUAAUUAAUAUGAUCUUACUACCCGGAAAAAAAACUAUCCUGUAGGUAAGUAUUAAUUAGGGAGAACAAUAAAAAAGUGGACAGAGAUUUACCCACUGGUUAGUGCUAUCCACCAUUUGAUCAGUGGCAGGUGCCUGGUUUCUGGUCAAGUAGUUGACUGAACUUGCAUCCUCUUCGCAAUCUACCAAGUUGGGUAAGCAGGUUCAAGGUCACAGCUAAUUAAUAUGAUCUUACUACCCGGAAAAAAAACUAUCCUGCAGGUAAGUAUUAAUUAGGGAGAACAAUAAAAAAGUGAAUAGAUAUUUAUCCAGUGGGUAGUGCUAUCCACCAUUUGAACAGUAGCAGGUGCCUGGUUUGUGGUCAAGUAGUUGACUGAACUUGCAUCCUCCUCGCAAUCUACCAAGUUGGGUAAGCAGGUGGUAUUUUUGCUGCUUAGGCCCCAGUUAUUCAAAAGCUGGAUAGCGCUGUCCAUUGGAUAAAUCAUUAUCACUGUGGAUAAGUAUUAAGGAAACCAAUUGGGCCUAUCCACUAAAUAGAGAUUUAUCUUGAGGAUAGCAUUAUCCAGCCUCUAAGCAACUGGGGCCUGGUGUUUUUAUAGUUAUCUGUGACACUGCAACUAAAUUCUAAGGGGGUAGUAUAGCCCAGUUUCUUAAGUAGGAAAUGGCUAAAUGAUUGAAAAGAAGUUAGUAUAAAUACAAUGGUACACUGAAAUAUCACAUUUCCACUUUCAUAGUAAUAAAUUAUUAUGUCUUGAUAAUGCUACUAUUAAUAAAAUCAUCUCUCUUUUUCUCUGUUUACUUCCAGGGAGAUCUAAGACCUCUGAUGUGCUUAUUCCGUGUGAUAUGGUGUUACUGCGAGGUUCCUGCAUUGUUGAUGAAGCCAUGUUGACUGGAGAAUCUGUGCCACAGAUGAAGGUAACAAAAAUUUCUUUUAAAAAGCCAAGCCACUGCAGACCUUGAAAUACUGUUUGAAAUUGCUGUAAGAAGGAAAUUUAUUAUAUAGACACAGAAACUACCAAUAAAAUACCAGGUGAGCUUUCGCGCGAAAACUUGAUAUCUUCACAUGUAAAAAUAACAUGUUAUCUUCACAUGUGAAAAUAUCACCGUUGCUAUGACUACAUAAUAAAUCGCGUCUUUCACACCAAAAAACUAUUUAAGUAUUAAAAAUGGUUUGGUAUUUCAUUGGUGUUUAUAUAAUAAAUUGCGCGAACGAGUGAAAUAUUUUUUCAACAUGAGAAUAGAAAUUUUGUAUCUCCACGCGGCCAAGUAAUAUCCUCUAUUUAUAUACUAGAAGGAAAAAAUAAAUGUGUGGAAAUUAAACAAAUACCUACCCACUUUGUCCUGUAACAUGAAACCUGUUGUGCACAAACACCUCUCGCAAGUGAUCAUCUGUAAAAAUACUUGCCUAGUCUCAGGUCUUCUCAUUCAAGUCAUUGCAGUGAUGAAUAGGAGAUAGACAUGACCCAAAAUGCAUAGGCCACAUGGAAAAAUGGGACGGUACAGUAUAUUCUUAGGGAGGAGUCAUUUGCAGCAUAUGCAUAUUAUAGCCAUCACUUUUGUUCCCUACUAGCAGAGGUCUCUCAGUUUUGCCUCGUCAUGAGAGACCUCUGCUAGCAGGGAAUCACUUUUGCCACUUUGCCAUGAUUUUGUUUUUAAGCUUAAACCCUUCCACAUGUAAUUUAAUGGAAUUCAGGGCCACAGUUUUUUUGUGUAUGGCAAAAUUAAAAAACUAGUUACACUGUUACAUGUAUGCUUGUACUACAUGAGGUCGAGUACAUGAAAUUAAUUCAAUUUUUGUGUGAAUGCAAUCACUACAGGAACCUAUUGAAGAUGUACCAGGGGAUGAUGUUUUUGAUUUGGACCAACACAGUAAAUUACAUGUGCUUUCUGGCGGGACAAAAGUUGUGCAGCAUUCUCCUCCUCUGAAGAGUUCUUCUGGACUCAAAGGUACGUAAGAUGUUUUUAUAGUCUGCUCUGACAUUACAGAAUUAAGGUUAAAGCCCACUGAAAUGGUACAACUUGAACACAAUGCGCUGUGUAAUUUAGCAACCUGUAUGAUAUGUUUGAUAAGCUUAUGACAUGCAGUAGAGUUGUACUUAUGUACUAAUUAAAUAAUGGCAAAAGUACACUGAAAUGUCAGUAACAAUUGUUCGAAAAGGUUUCAAUGAAAGCUGGUUACAGGCAGUCUACGACUGCCUACAGGGCUCUUGCUGCCUUCUGUUAAGAUUCGUUAAAAAACAACAACAAUGACAACAGCAACAACAACAUGUUCUGUGGUCAAGAACUCUUUUUUUAUGGAAAUUUCAUUGCAAGGUGUUAGAUGUGAUUUGGGUGGGGGGCUGAAGUGGGGUGGAGUAUGCCCCCAGACCCUCCUAGCAAAUCCCCUUAAUGGGUGGGAGUCUCUUAUCCUACCAUCGGCAACCGUUUAUGUAAAGUCUAAAGUCAUUAUUGAGUAGUACAUGUAUUUUGUUUCUUUUUCAAAGGUCCUGACAAUGGAUGUGUGGCUUAUGUCUUAAGAACUGGAUUCAAUACUUCUCAGGUCAGGAAGUGAAUAAAAGUAACAUUUUGGCAAAUUCAGCCAUAUUUGAUUAAGGAAAUACUGCCUUAAAUCCUCUUUUAACCCCAUGGGACUCAUUUAUUUCAAGCACAUUAGAAUAAUGUGCUUAAUAAUUUUCUCCUCCUGAAAAUGGGGGGCUUAUUAGAGAUUGGGUUUUAAAUACCGGGUUUACGGUGUGUGACUGAGAUUUCCUUCAUUACAGUUUCGAUGAGGAAUACACAACUCUGGACUGAUUUUUCUGUACAUUCUCUUCUUAUGUUUUGUGUGUUCUUUUUCCCCUUUUUGAAGUAAUUACAUUGUACAUAUAGUAGUUCAAAUAAAUGUGUAAUAAAUUGGCAUUGAAAAAUUUGUUUGUUACUUUAACAGGGAAAGCUUCUCAGAACAAUUUUGUUUGGUGUGAAGCGAGUCACAGCCAAUAAUCUGGAGACAUUUCUCUUCAUCUUGUUUUUGCUUGUGUUUGCUAUAAGUGCCGCAGCAUAUGUUUGGAUUAAAGGUAAGGGAAUUUCCACACAGACCGUCCUUCAUAGCAGCAAUUUGUUGAAACAUUCUAUACAUACUUCACGCUUGUGCAAAAACCUGGUUUGUGACUGAUCUUCAUGAAUGUGGAGCUCAAUAUGCAAAGAAAGUCUGGCCCAUAGCCCAGGGCUAGUGAAUUUUGCUAUCAGGAUGGUGGAUUUUUGUUUUUUAUAUAUUACAUUUUUUACAAUUCAGGUACUGAAGAUCCCAAGAGAAAUCGCUAUAAGCUAUUCUUGGAGUGUACUCUGAUAUUGACCUCAGUGGUUCCGCCAGAACUUCCCAUUGAACUGUCUUUAGCUGUCAACUCAUCUCUGAUGGCAUUGCAGAAACUUGGUGAGGCUAAGUAAAUUUAGUCUCCUUCGUGGCUGUUUUUAGGGUUGUUGCGUGACGACCCAAAAACAGGCUGCAAAGCAAACUAAAGUAACUUACAUUAAAUUGUGUGUGUCUGUUCCAUAUUUAAAGUUACAUGAAAAUGCAAUUCUUUUUCUUUUAAGUGUUUUUUUUUUUCUUUGCAUGGUGUAGGGUAGUGUCAAGGCCUUGCUAAUCUUACAGACACGUCCCCCUUCCUCACUCCCUCCCCCAUCUCUUACCGCUUUCAAUUCCUGCCAUGCCGGCUAUAAACUCACAGAAACAAUAAGGUGUCUGGCCAGUCAGGGUAUCGCGUGUUUGGCAAACAAAGUUGAACCGUUUUUAAAUACGUUAACCAGCUAAUAUUAUUCCAAAUUUCAUCUCUUUUUCAUUUGAUAUAACCACCUUUCUGCUAGCCCGCGAGCAAGCUCUCCUAUUUUAGCAAGUGAAGCGAGCCUCGCGAGAACGCGCGAGUGAGGGGCCCCUCGCGAGAGCUUUCUCGCAGGCUACCUUUCUGCCUUUCAGUGACCUCGGUCUUUCAUAGCUUAUUAACUCUUUUAUGAUUUGUUUUCUGCAGGGGUGUACUGCACAGAGCCUUUUAGAAUUCCGUUUGCUGGUAAAGUUGAUGUAUGCUGUUUUGACAAGACAGGAACCUUAACAAGUGAUGAUCUUAUAGUGCAAGGUGUUGCUGGCCUCAAGUAAGUAUGGUGCUCACAGUGUGGAUGACUUCUCCUAAAAUGUUCUACACUCGGUAUCGGAUUUAAUGGAGCUUUUUCGUUAGUUUAAUAACUACACAACAAUUCAAUAACCACACCAGUAGUUCAAUGACCACACGUUAGUUCAUUGAGCGUAGACUACAUACAACUGCGGAACAAAUAGCCUCAAAUACGUACAAAUGUGUGACAGGUUUGAACCCAGGAGUCAUUUCAAAAGUAGAAUGAGUUUGAUUGUCUGGGUGAACGUGGUCCUGAAUAGGACUGUUGUUGUUGACAGUGACUGACGUUUCGACAACCUGUGCGGUAGUCAUCCUCAGAGUCAAAGUGAGUUGUAUAACGUCAGUUGAUGGUAUUAUACUCCGGUUAUUGAUCUGCUUGAUCAAUUACGUCGCGAUGUUAUUGGUCGUCUGUCAGUUAAGCCGUGGUGUUAUUGGCUAGGAAGACUCGUAAUCAGUAACUGGUGCGUUUUGAUCGAUCUAAAUGUGUAGCAUCGGGUGAGUGGUAAUAACUCAUUUAGCGAUGACACAAAAACUAAAUUGAGAAAUAGCUAUGGUGCACUAUCCCCUUUAAAUAAACUCAACCGUAAACAGUGCUAAGAAUAAAACUCAAGAAAUUCGUGUGAAGCUCCAUCGGGGUCAAAUGUCUGAGGCGGCUUUUGUUUUAUUUAGGCGAAUUUAUAGAAACAUGGACAUGGGUUUAUAAAAUAAUUCGUUAAUGGAACUAUCUUUUCAACUCUCUUAAAAUUAUGAACCUCUUUUUGUUCUUCGCCAAGAGCUGAGAAGGACAGCAAUAAUCUGCGUAUUGUUAUAGUUUUGCUUGUGGAUUUUCAGUAUUAUCCUUUUUAUUCGCAGAGAUGACGAUGAAGUAUGUGCAGUUACUGAUAUUCCUGAUGAUACUGCGCAUGUGCUGGCCUCGUGUCAUUCGCUGGCUUUCCUCGAUGACAGUUUAGUGGGUGAUCCUCUUGAGAAAGCCGUCCUUCAAGCUGUGGACUGGAGACUAACAAGAGGUGAAAAAGUUAAUCUCCUAAUCUUAAUCUCGGACUUAAAUCCCCCGUCUCACAACCUUUGCAUAUACAGCUACUUCGAGAAAGCGCGCGAAAAAAGUGCACGCGACUAUCCCGAAAGGCGCUGUGGGUGGUUUUGAGUUCACUGUUCUUGAAAGAAAUUUGAAAGAAUGGCGCGAGAGGCCAUGUCUGCGAGUGCUAAAGGAAAGCAACGAAAGUAGGUUCGACAGCAACAGUCGUCAGGAACAGUGUAUCGAUCAUAUCCCAUAUUACCUCUCGGGAUUGUCGUGUGCACAUUUUUUCCGACAACCUUUCUCGAAAGAGCGGUAUAAUUUCUGCGGGACUUUUAAGAACCCACACACUGUUCGUAGAAAGCAGGGGGCGUAGUCCCCGGUGACGUGGUGUACCUCGUAUUCACGCUCACUUAUUUGUAAACUGUUCCAUGAGCAGUCUGGCAAAAAACAAAAAACAAACAGUGUUCUAAAUUAUCCCUGAAAGGCCUGUGAAGAGAAUGAAUGAUAAUAUGAUGUUUACAAUUUCUAACCUCCUUUAUUGAUAGAGUAGUGCGCUCGCUCUCGAAAUUCUGUUUCCUUCAAGGUCCUCUAUGAUCGGCUGUUGAAAUCCUUCUAUUCUACUUUUGGGUGUUUAUUUAAAGGAAAGCGCUUAGUUAGUAUUUUUAGCCUCAAAGAGGGUAAUAAUUCAAAGACUGGUUCACUUAUUUACGUUAUACAGGUGUUGUCUCGGCUAGUUUUCAACUAAAUUUGCCUUCACCUUGUUUUGUUUGAAUUUCAGGCGAUAUCGUGAUGCCAAACAAAGGAAGGCGUGUCUCUAUGCGCAUCGUUCAUCGACAUCACUUCUCGAGUGCGCUCAAAAGAAUGUCAGCUAUUGUGUCGUUACAGAAUCCCGGUUCGUCCACCAAUGAAUAUAUUGUAACUGUGAAAGGAGCUCCUGAAACCCUUAGAUCAAUGGUGAGUGGAUUGAGCAAAAUAUUUUGCAUUUUUUCUCUAGUGGCGGCAGUAAAUAUAGAGAGGAGAAGUCGUUAUGUCACGUUGCCAUCGUAGCAAAAUUUCUAGGUCUCAAAGAAGCCGUGGUCCUGUAAAUAUGGCAGAAAAAAAGAACGAAAAAAAUGGCUUAUAUGACUUUCGUGUGAAUGAGUGCACUCAGGAACAAAACGGUAGCCCAUACUUGGCUGUCUCUGUCAAGACGAUUGUCGCGAUCCAGAAAUUUUGCUACCAUGGUAACUUGACGACACACUUUCUACUCUAUUGACCAUAUUUAGGUUACACUUGGGCCUGGGUCGGCGUUGUGGCGAAUUGUGCUGUGGGACUGUUUUGGGGGACAAAUUUUGACGUAGUUUCCCGCUCAACUUCGUAAUUAUCCGAUGAACAGCCGUUUUUAAAAAAACGGCUGUGUAGCAGACUAUACCCUCAUAUACAGCUGUUAGAAACAUUCGUUGUCACAGUAUUUCUGACUCUGUUGGCAGACUGAAUUUUUUUUGAUAUAUUUUUGUCGUAUGCGUAUCUUUUUCAGUAUAAAACUGUUCCCAGGAAUUACGAUACCAUAUACCACAGAAUAACAUGCCAAGGAUCCAGAGUGUUAGCGUUAGGUUACAAGAAGAUUGGAGAGGUGCCAGCGAAAGAGGUAUAGUAGAAUUAAAUGCGCAUGCCUGACUACCCCCUCUUUUUGAUUUAGUUAUAGUCGAAGGAAAAGCCAGCCACGUGAACAAGCGUGCAAAAGCCAGUCAGCUUCAACGUAGCUAGGGUAGUUUGACAUAGUUCAGGUCUUUCGUAUUUCACAUUUCAUUGUGAUGAAGAUGGGUGAUAUGGUAUCCCCUUCAAGCUGCGAGCUGUUUUGACGGCGCAGCGCUCAUGAUAAAGCACGUUUGCGGGUUCAAGAUCAUGCAUCAGUUUUCCUACUUCUUCGACUCUAAAGCGCCCCAUUAUCACUGGAAUUUCAAAAGCUUGACAAGAAACAGAUUUGGCAUUUUUACUGGCCGCCAAGAAAAAGUCACACUAUCGUGGAAAACAGGCUUCUGCAAGGAAGGCUUAUUUGCGGGCCAGGGUUCAAAGAAAGGCGUUUCCCCUCACCCACCCAUCCUCCCCUGCCCACUUACUUCUUUUAAGCCUUGUCUUUCUCCAAACCCUCUUCUUAAUCGCAUUUAAAUAUAAGGCACUGGGCGCUAAUAGAAUUGACUGAUCAUUAGUUCUAGUGUAGAGCAUUGGUCAAGAGUACUCGGUCGUUUUAUAGAGUUUUUGUUAAUAGUCCUACCUGUCAUUUUCCUUAUCAGAUCCGUGAUAUGAAGCGUGAAGAGUGUGAGUGUGAUCUGCAGUUUGCGGGAUUCGUGGUAAUCGCGUGUCCUUUAAAGAGCGAUUCUAAAGCAGCUAUCAAGCAGAUUCAAGAAUCAUCACAUCACGUAAGUAUUGGUGCCGCUCAAACAGCAACCUCGAGCAAAGAGGAAACUGUUACCCUGUUAUUUUUACCCUUUAGAGCUAUGAAAAUACAUUUUUGAAUAGUAUUUCUUUUUUUCCUAAUCUUUUUUUUUAUUUACAUAGCUGACUAUGAUUACUGGAGAUAACCCGCUGACCGCAUGUCACGUGGCUCGAGAGCUUCGCCUUACUAGGCGCGAAAUUGUGGUUCUAUCACCUCCUGAAAGCACAAAUAAUCACGGUAAUGUCUUAUACUGUGACUAUUCCUAAAGGCAUAAAGAACGCUUGUUCUCUACUCUUUAAAACAAACGCUUGUAACGUGUAGUGUGGUAAGAAAGUGUUGCAAACAGCGAAAAUGGUACUAGGACAUAACCCAGCUGUCUUGAGUUCCUGUAAAAAAUUGAAAAAUCUUUUGCCAGGGCAAUGGAAAGCGGGAGUAAACAUGUAGCUGAUGACUGUAGCACGUUACAAAAUUGUGACUGUCUGGAAAGCAUUUGACCUCAGUACAGUAAGCGCGGGAAAUAGUUUGAUGGACUGCAUUCAGCAAGCGCGCGAAAAACACGACACUAUUUAACUGUAAGCGCGGUAAAAGCUUGAGACUAACUGAAAGCGCGGGAAAAUAGGCGAAGAAAAUCGCCUUGUGCUUGCAGAAAUUAUGUUAAUUCUGUUGUAUUUUGUAUUAAAGACAAAAGCGUGAAUUUUGUUUUCUGAAGAAACCAGCCAUAUAUCAAUAGGUGCGAUACUGUCAGUCGUAGAAUUAUCGUAGUAAAAAGCCAAUUUUCACAUCGACUAAUCUACAAAGCAACAAGAGCAUGGUUAUAAUUUUGUGAGUAAUAACUUUUCCCCAUUCUCCUUUUUACAGUGGAAAGCGAGUGGCACUGGCAGCCAGUGGAUCGCUCAUUCAGUCUCCCCAUCAUCCCUGCUGGUGGUAUUAAGGAACUGACUUCCAAAUUUGACUUGUGUGUUACUGGAGAGGUAGCGAACAUCAUUUUGAAUGCCUUUGUUUAUAAUGCAGUUUCAAAGUCUCUUCUCUUUUUCGUUGCUUCGCUACACAUCAUCAUUUCGCGGUAUUAUUAUAUGAGGAAGUACUUUUUGUGGUUUGAGGACAGUUAGAAAAUGUCAUAACACCCAUAGCCCUGCCAUCAACCUCUUAAUUACCAGCCAGUGAUCUUUGUCUGAAGCUUUACGCUAACAUUCAGUCCUGAGUUCCCAGCUAGGAAUUUCCAGCUAGAGGAUAUAAGUAAUCAGAAGACGUGUGUAGCCAUAGCACAAGCAAAGUUUAUGCGAAAAAUUCAGUGUCCAUUCAUUUACGUUUUAGAACACUGCCUAAAGGGUUUUGCUGUAUGCAGCUGCGGUGAACAGUGCAUCCUAAAAAUAUUGAGUAGUUUUUGUGUCCGUUGCUCAGGCAUUUAAUGUUGAAGGGUAAUUAUUGACGCCAAGUUUGUAAUUUAAUUUGCAGGCAUUUUCCUACCUACAAUCGACUGAGAAAUUAUCCAAGUUUUUUCACUCCAUCAUUCAAAACGUUCAGGUUUUCGCACGAGUGGCUCCCAAACAAAAGGUAUAGUAGAUAUCUCAAGUUUUUUUCCAGAGUCUUGGCUACUACACCCUGUAAGUCUGUUUGUUAGUAAUUUGGAAAUGGCUUUCAUGUGAAUAUCUCUGGCCCUUGUUCUUUGUUUUCAUAACAGGAACUGGUAAUCACCAAACUCAAGAGCAAAGGUUUUGUCACAUUAAUGUGCGGUGACGGUACAAAUGACGUAGGAGCACUCAAACAUGCGCACUGUGGUAAGACUUCAUAUAUGCUUAGUUUUACUGUAAAGGAUGGAGUGUUCCACAUAGCAAGUCCUGCUUGUUGGAAAAGUAUCAAAUGCUAUCUACUUGAUAAAUUGCUUUUUCCUUGGAUUGACCAACUACUUUUUUUGAUCUCCCAACAUGAUUGCGGUUUUUCGAGUGGACGAGGGCUCCCCAUCCACCUUUUAUGAAAACUCAUCAACUUCUAACCAUGUCCCGAGGGAGUUAGACUCACACGUCAUGUGCCCUGAAACCUCGGGAAAAUUAUGUUCCAGUCUCCCCAAGAUUCUAAGUUUUUUCGCAGUCCGUGUUUUACCUGAGGGUGGAAGGGGGGGGGGGGGGGGGGGGGGUGGGUCCCGGGGAAACACAACCCCAUUUUUCCCUGUGGAUUAAUCACCCCCGUUCCCCCUUUCCCUACUUUUUUUCCCUUUUUUUUACGCCGGUUUUGUAAGGGGGGUGUGUCAUGAUUGCUGAGACAAACAANGAUAACAGCAAAAAAAGCAGCCAGAAAUCCAAAGAUGAAAAAGCUUCAACAUCGGUGAGACCAACUUAAAACUUUUGCUGACCAUGUCAUGUCUUCAUGGCCAGUGUUAUCUCACAAAGUUUGUUUAAUCUGCACAAAUAUAACUUCUGAUUGGCUAUAUUGAUCAAUGGAUAGCACAUGUGAUCUUGAAAUAUUAAUAGAUUUACUUGUUGAAAUUAACUUAAGUUCUCAUAACUGCAAAGAAAGUAUGGUGAUUUUUACUAUUUAUCGUCGAUUUGUGAUCAAAAGUGUCUGUCGUCACAUGCUAUAAAAGAACUUUAUGUAAAAUUGUUAAGAGAGAUACGUUUGAAGUGCUCAGAGCUACUUAAAAUUGUCGAAAUUUUAAGGUGGUGUUUCCGUAGCCUGCGUAGCAGGCGCUUGGAAGUAGUGGGCACAAGAAACAACGGGCGCGCGAGAAGAAGACACGCGCGAGGGUAAAGGGAGCUCCCUCACCCCUCGCGUGUCUCCCUCGUGCGCGCUCGUUCUUUCUUUCGCCCACUACUUCCAAGCGCCUGCUACGCAGGCUAGUUUUUCCGUUUAUCUUCUACAAGAAAUUAUAUCCUGUUCCAGAAUGGACAGUUGUCGUUACUGGGUUUUCUUUUCUUUCGCCAGCAGACAGACGACAAGGGUAAGAAUGAUUCAAUCAAAAUAGUAUCCAGGGGAAGUAUCCCCCCUGCUUCUGGUAAAGGAUCCUCACGUGCAGCUAAGAUGCGCGCUAUGGCCCGGGGGGAGGACACUGCCUCCUCCUUAAAACAAGAGCAACAGGUUAGAUGAUAUGAUUAUUUUUUACCACGCUAAAUAGAACUUAACCAAAGUUAGAAUGAAUCUAAUGCAGUCCAGCGGAAUAAAGAUACGAGGGAGGUCCAGGGAAAGUGCCAUCAGCUUUUGCUUUGUUUUGCUUUGUGCUUUUGGUUGCCAGCAGUGCUAUAUUUCGUUAUAAGGUAUUUUUCAUCUAUUUUUCAAAACCUUUUUGCGAUAGAUUUAUCUGGUGAUUGACUAAAACCUCUCGUGUCACUUUCCCAUCCAAUGAGAAGCUGGACCAGUAGAUGUGACUUGUGCGCUUGCGUUUCCCCGCUUUUGGCGGGUUAUCUUAUCUGGAUAUCGGAAGACAAAAGUUACGGCUCUGAGAUAAGCCUAGAAAUUUUAAAAGUUGCGAAGGCAUUAGCGUCUGUUUUCGGGGCAAGCCAAAAUGUUUGUGAAUAUUUGUGCGUUUGCGUUCAUGUAGCCUUUGCUGGCUUCAGCAAAACUGCUUUAUUUUUCCUUACAACAAUGAAAGAUAAUGUGGGAAAAAAUUUGUUUUUGUAGAAAAAAAUCCAAGAGAUGUUAAAGCAAAUGGAUGAAAUGGAUCAACCUCAAGUUGUUCGGCUCGGAGAUGCGUCUAUCGCUUCACCCUUUACUUCGAAACUGUCCUCUGUUAUGGCAGGUAUGUUAACAGAACUCAACUGAUUAUAUUUUGAAUUCCUCCUGUCUUCUCUGGGGACUAUUCAAGAUCGAUCAUUCAGCUUUAAAAGCUGACGACUGUCGCCUGCAGAACAGCACGGCCUCCGCGACCGGCAGGUGAUCAAGGGACUUAAAUUUGAUGCUUUGCUUCUCGCUCAAACGAUUUCGUGAAUAACUGUUGUAUCUGGUUUUUACUAAUUGUGGUCGGGACGAGCGAAACGAAAAGCGGGAAAGGAACUAAAAAUAGACAGAGGGGCGUCCUCUGAACUUUUUUUCCCUCGAUCGCUUUAACCUUUCGCUGGCUCCGACUGAUUAAGAGCCUGAAACAUGCUAUACUGAUGUAAUUCUUGGAUUUGUUUGUUUUCAGUUUGUCACAUCGUAAAGCAGGGUCGGUGUACCUUGGUCACAACUCUACAAAUGUUCAAGAUUUUGGCGUUAAACGCCUUGGUGCUCGCCUACAGUCAAAGCGUGCUUUACUUAGAUGGAAUCAAGUUUAGUGAUGGGUUAGUUAAAAUUAUAUCUUCCUUGUUAUUUUCACACUUAACUUUGACAUUAGCGUGCUAGUUGUUAAGGCGGAUCAAUAAGCAGGGCUCAAAGUUUAAAUUUGAGUUUGGGAGCACUUGUGCCACCAGAUGUAAAUUUUUAGGCGCACUGCCGAAAUUUUAGGCGCACAGCUGAAAAUUUUAGGAGCACAGCUUAUAUUGUUGGGAGCAUCUAUUUCAAAAGAAAAAGUAAAAAGCUUAACAGUGCCCCGUUUAUUUGUCAUCUUCAGUUUGUUACUUUUACUUCACUCCUGUGAUUGAUAAAACACAGCCAAUUUGCUACACAGUAAUACCGUUGUGAUUUUUAAUACUAAUUUCUCUCUUUGGCAGUACAGUUAUGACUAAAGAAAACUUACACUUCAAAAACCAUUCAAAACUGACAAUAAUGAGUGUGUCGAACGAGAAUGAAAAUUAAUCUUUAAUGAAUUUGUUAAAUGCGCAAUGACUUACAUGUAACUGGAAUACGACUUAAAAAACUUUCUUACCUGGAAAAAAAAGGCUCUUUAUCAGCGCUGUUUUUGUUUUGAUUGACGUUAAAACUGAACGUUCGACAUGAUCGUCCAUUGCGCAAAAAGUACGUGUUUCGUUCGUAGCAUAUAUUUGCAUGUGUCAGCGGUGUUUAUUACAAAACAGAAGAGUCUGGGAUGGAGUAAAACAUCGAAACGAAAAAGAACAUUCGAGUUCCUAGAAUCCAUUGGAAGAAAAGACCAAUUAAACAUACACCGUCUUUCUAGUUCGAGUUUGUAAGUAUAGUCGGAAGUAAGUCAGUCCCACUGUGCUUUGGGUUUUACGGCGCACAGGUGCGAUUACACAUGAAUUUUUAGGCGCACAACCAAAAAUCCAGUCGCAUAUGCGACCAGUUAGUCGCUAACUUUGAGCCCUGAUAAGUCAUUUAGUUCUUGCCAGUAGCCAGAUUUCUUGACGUAAGAUUUGUCCCUUUAAUUAGACAAUUGGAAAGGAAACUCCCAUUCUUUCGUCUUGUCGUUAAGUUAAAGACAGUUAGAUAUGUUAAUCGUGGAGAGGGGGCAAGGUGGCCAAGGAAAACGGCUAAAGUUAAACAGUUUAUAUACAGAUCUGGCGCGAGAUCGAAUGCAGAGAUAACACCGUAUCUGCUAGUGGGAAAGAUUUGCUCAAAUUUUGAGUGUAAUUGGCUGUACUUCUUUUACAGUCAAGCAACGCUUCAAGGCAUUCUUUUAGCUGGCUGCUUUUUGUUCAUAUCAAGGUCCAAGGUAAGACUAUACCGCAAGCACAGGCCGCUUUUUCUCGAUAAGUACUUUUGCACACCAAUAUACAUUGCAGCCUCUGCUCGCAAAGAAACGAACGACCAGUAAUGCCAAUGACAAUGACUAUAGUAACGAAAAUGACAAAAAAGCUUAAAGUGUUAAGGUGGCCUCAUGGCCUUAUUCCAAUGCUGAUACCUGGUUGUGGUGUCAAAAGUCAUUGCAAGAUUAUCUACAGAAGAUUAGAUUGAAUGUAGAGAGAACUAUGAAUGUAAAAAAAAAUAUUGCUGUUAAAGAGGAAACUCAGGCUUGCCGAGAUUCGAAUAUUCUGAUCUCUGGGAUACUGUUGCAGCGCUCAAACCAAUUGAGCUUGCAAGCCAACUGGAAGCUGGUCAUCAUAUUGGCUCGUAAUAUACCCGCAAUUAUAUGAAUUUCAUUUAUUGGAACCUCGAAAUGAAGAAAAAAACUGUUGCAAAAGAUUAGCGAGGACUUCAAGGAAGAUCCUUUUGUCCUAAGACCUCAGUUAACAUUUGCAAUUUGGUUUUGUUUCCUUUUUCAGCCUCUUACGAAUCUAUCCAAGCGUCGUCCACUACCGAAUAUAUUUAACUUGUAUACGAUAAUAACCGUCCUCUGUCAGUUUGCUGUUCAUUUCUGGGCUCUGAUUUAUAUGGUACGGCAAGCAAAACGACUGACGCCUGGCAUGUAAGUACAGGCUUUGUAAAUACUUAAGCCCUUACCUGGAAUGUAUCUAAAAGCAAAAUUUGAAAAAACAAAACACCCGCUUUACGCAUCGAGUUUUUAAACCUGAUAAUACAAGACUGCUAGUUUUUAUAACGGCUUCAAAAUCUCUGACAUAGAUCAACUCGUUCUUGCACUUAUAUUUAGAUUUGGGGUUAUUUUGGUCCAAAAAAUUUGGACGGAAAGUUUAGUCUUUAUCAGAUACAAAGACACUUACAAAACAUUAUUUUCUUUUGUUUUUUCUUUAUGAAUUAUUAAUUAGCUUUUGAAGUCGAUUAAGAGCAGAUAAGUUAGACAGCGGCAUGUUAAUGUCGUGUCGUAAGCGUUCUUAGCCGAAGACCACUUACUUUUGUUUUUUUGCCUUUAGAUAAUAAUCAAACAGCGAAGGGCAUAUGCCUUCUUUCAGACAAAUUUGAUGUUAUUUAAAGUGAAUGUAUUGGAUUCCCCCCCCCCCCCCCCCCUUCCCUCCUUUUAAAAAUGUUAAAAUACCCCCCCUCCCUAAUCUUAUUUAACCCCCCCUCCUUCCAAAAAAAAAAAGGAGAGAGGAGGAGUGGUGGUAUUUUUGAGGGUUUGUUUUACCACUCUCACCUCCAUUGAAUGGUUGGCUGUAAGGGUGUUGAGAGAAAACGCAUAGCUGUUUUUUUCUUCCAUUUAAACAAAAAGUUAAAAGCAACAGUGGAUUUCCCUUUCUUCCGUAUCUAAGUGGUUUAUUGUUUGGUAGUUUGUGCAUUGCCCCCCCCCCCCCCCCCUGUGUACACUUGGUACAAGUGUUCAAGUACUCCACUUGCAAGUACAUGUAUCACACGUCCUUGCCAAGCAAAGUAGAGUGAAGUGGAGUACUUGGUGUACUUGUGGAGUUCAUGUAUCACACGUCCUUGCCAAGCAAAGUGGAAACCUGGCUUAACUGAAACUAUGCGGAAUUACUGGAUAUAAGUCUUGGAAAAAGAAAACCUAUAACAAAAAUGUCGUGUACAGCUUCAGAAAUAUAACUUUUAUGGUAAUUUCCUAUGGCUGGUAUUUGUUGUAGUUAUUUUUGGUGUUUCUGUUGCAGGGAAGCCCAACAUGUAGACUUAGAAGCAAAGUUUCAGCCCACCAUUGUUAACAGUACUGUUUACAUUGUAUCUAUUGCCAUGCAACUGGCAACCUUUGCUAUUAACUACAAGGUAAGGAAACCAGAUCUCAAGCGUUUAUCGGUUGUAAAUUUCUUGAUUGCUUCGGUUUUACAGUGCUCUGUUAUCUGCUUGACUGCAAAAUCCUGGCCAAUUUCUCACCAAUCAAAACCAUCCUGUUAGCGCUGGUUUCCCAUGCUCGGCGUUGCCUCAUGAAUAUGCUUCCAGGCGUGCUCGAAAUAGAAAAAUUUGGAAAGACACUGAACAGUAUCCACAGCCCACCUACCCGUCCCCUAAGCCAACAUCAAGACUUACUUCUCACUUAGGGCAAAAUGUUGACUUAGGGGAGGGGUAGGUGGGCAGUUUCCUAGAAACGUAUCCCAAUUAGGCUUUUGUACAUUAUGCUUUUGCUUCCCUACUAAAAUGCUCCACCUUAAUGCUUCAUUCUUCCCACUAAAAUGCUUGGUCUCCCCCAAAAAGUCACUAAAAUGUUCGGAUAAUGCUCAUUAUACAAACGGGUUUUUUUUAAAAUUAAUUUCAAAGUUUACACUUACAAAAACGUGCAAGUGUUCCAAGUAACAACGACAACGUAUAAAUACAGCCAAAAAAAACCAGCUGUAUUAGGUUUUUGGUGAAUUUUGAGUUUUAGUCUUCAUUUUGUUUAAAAAAGCAGGAGCUCAAGGGGCAUGGGCUCCUGAAAAAAGUUAAUUUCUAUUUUAUUUUCUCGAAAAAAUUAAUUUCCCGGGUAAAAUGCCACUAAAAUGCUCGAAUAAUGCCCAAUGCUUUUGCCUCACUAAAAUGCUCGAAAAAAUGCUAGCAUAAUGUACAAAAGCCUAAUCCCAAUUGUUUCCGCAACACCAAGAAAUGCCCUUCUUUGCUCAGAGCCUCGAACGGCGAGCGAAAAGUAAAACUAUGCAAAUCAACAGCCUUUCGCCCUCGUUCGUCGCUGCUUCGCCACUCGCCCCUUGCGCAUGCUCUCUAUCUAUUGUGUCAAAAAAAGAGUAAGAGACCAGUCGCGGUCAAUGAACACUGGGGGAACUGGAAUUGGUCGUGUACCACAGGACCAUCCAUUUACAUGCGAUUACCACUAAGUAAUUCUACUAAGUAAUUCUACUGGGAUUUGUGCACAGGGUCACCCUUUUAUGGAGAGUCUGCUGGAUAACAAGGCGCUGUUGUACAGCUUGCUAGCCUCUGGUGGAUUUGUUGUUUGUAUGGUGACAGGUUCUGUUCCUGAAAUCAACCAACAGUUUGAAAUCGUCACAUUUCCACCAAAGGUAAUACCUUUACCUACACGCAUGCGUAGGGACUAAACAAAUUUAUCUGUAAAGCCAAAUACAUUUUAUAUUGAGGGCUUUUUUUUAAAUCCUAUUCUUCAAAAGUACGUUUUUUAACGUGAUUUGCCGCUUCUCUUUAAGAUAAUUUGUAGCAGCAAGAAAGGGAAUUUAAAAAAGCGAGUAAAGAAAGCGAGAAACAAACUAAACUUGCUACAAAAUGACCUCACGAGUUUCUUAGCACGGCGAGCUCUUUCGGCCGCGAAGCGGCCGAGCGAGCGGCAAAGUCGUCAGAGGUCGUCUUGUUGCGCUUGAAGGGUUCCCAUUUGCGUCCCGCGCCAUAUUAAAUCGUACGAAGGACUUUUUGAAAGUCUAAAAACUGUCUCGCGCGGCCCAUUAGCUUUCACAUAAUUUCAUUCUUGAGUCGGUGUUUUUAAGGGCUGUAACAGGUCUGUGACUUCUUUCACUGGUGAUAUUAGUUGUGUUAUUCUGCUAAGAGGUUUCGAUUUAUCAAUAAAUAUUUGAGAAGUAACUCGUUUUGCUUUCAUUUCGUUCUAGUUCCGUGAAAUAUUCAUGCAAGUUCUAUUAGCCGAUUUUGUAACAGUCUUUGUCAUGGACAGAGUAUUGGAUUUUCUUCUUGGCAGCGCCAAGCUACGACAGCAUUAGCAGGAUAACAGAUAUGUGUUCGCGGCCAUUAAAUAAGGCAUUUUUCAGCUGGGAGAUUUUUUUUCAACUCAAGUAUUGGUUGAAGUUAAGGUCAACGAUAAGAAACGCGGACUGUUUCCGAAGGCAACGUAAUGUCCCCAGAGGGUUCGAGGAUAUUAUCAUCAAGUUGCAGAAAUUAUGUUAUUGACUUUUUUCGUAAUAUCUGCAUUGUGUGGAAAAUGGUUUUGCGAACAUCGUCAAAAGUUGAUUUAAGCAUUAAUUUUUAAAAAAUGAAUGUAACACAACAAGACUGGAAGUGCAGGAAAGGCCUUGUUUUAACCAGAAAAAAUGCUUGUUGUUUGUUGGGACACAAACAUAUAUCAGUUAAAUUUAUUUUUUUUUCAAAACCAAAGCCAUACUGUAAAACGUGUUUUUCGUUCAACAAGCAAACUCUGGAUCACGUAUUUAAAAUAAUACAAAG